UUUGCACCGAGCAAGUCGCUCACGUGAUAUUUAAAUGUUAAAAGCACAGUUUUUGAAUAUCAUUAUGGCUGAUGAUUUGAUCAGUUUCUAUGACUAUGUUGACAAAAAUCAGGAUAACUAUACUGAGUCUCUAGCAGCUUGGGUUGAAAUUCAAAGCGUUUCAGCAUGGCCUCACAAAAGAGAAGAUACUAUAAAGAUGGUGAAAUUUGUAGCAAAGGAGUUAGAGAAACUUGGGGCAACAAUUGAAGUCUGUGACAAUCCUUUAAUUAAUGAAGUAACACCUGAUGGUUGUAAGAUUCCUUUUCCACCCAUUAUACUUGGUAAUCUUGGUGCUGAUCCUACUAAAAAAACAAUAUGUAUAUAUGGGCAUUUGGAUGUUCAACCAGCAGCUAAGGAAGAUGGAUGGGACAGUGAACCUUUCAAGUUAAUAGAAAAGGAUGGAAAAUUAUAUGGAAGAGGUGCAACCGAUGACAAAGGGCCGGUUUUGGCUUGGUUAAAAGCAAUUGAAGCAUUUCAAACAUUAGGCAUUGAAAUUCCAGUGAACUUAAAGUUUUGUUUGGAAGGAAUGGAAGAAGUUGGCAGUGAGGGUCUUGCUGAAUUAAUUGAACUUAGAAAAGAAACUUUUUUUAAGGAUGUUGAUUUUGUUUGUAUUUCUGAUAACUAUUGGCUUGGAAGAAAUAAACCAUGUAUUACAUAUGGCUUAAGGGGAACUGCAUACUUUUAUGCUGAGAUAAUUUGUGCAAAACAAGAUCUUCAUUCUGGAGUGUUUGGGGGGACUGUACAUGAAGCAAUGAUUGACUUGUGUCACUUGUUUAGUAAGUUGGUUGAUAAUAAAGGAAAUAUUCUUAUUCCUGGAAUUAACAAUUUAGUGAGACCUCUUACUGAUGAAGAAGACAAACUUUAUGAUGAUAUUGAUUUUGAUCUUGUUGAUUAUGCACAUUAUAUUGGGACUGAUAGAUUGCUUCAUCAUGGAGAUAAUUCAAAGAAAUUGACAUUACAACAUCGAUGGAGAUACCCUUCUCUUUCAAUUCAUGGUGUUCAAGGAUCAUUUGAUGGUGCUGGAUGCAAGACUGUUAUACCAAAAAAUGUUAUUGGAAAAUUCUCAAUUCGUUUGGUACCCGAUCAGACUCCUGAACAUAUAGAACAUUUAGUAAAAACAUAUUGUCAACAGGUCCAUGCUGACAGUAAUAGUCCUAACAAAUUAAUUGUAACAAUGGCUCAUGGAGGAAUGCCAUGGUUAAGUGAUUAUAAUGAUUCUAAUUACACAGCUGGUAUCAAAGCUAUGAAAAGAGUUUUUAAUGUAACACCUGACUUGACACGUGAAGGAUGUAGUAUUCCUGCGACACUAAUAAUGCAAAACGCAACUGGUAAAAGUGUGAUCUUACUUCCUAUUGGUGCUUGUGAUGAUGGGGCGCAUUCACAAAAUGAAAAAAUUAAUCGAAGUAACUUUAUUAGUGGGAUCAAAGUGCUUGGUGCAUACUUGGACGAAGUUUCGAAAACAGUUUAGAUAUAUAUAUAUACAUAUAUAUAUACAUAUAUAUAUAUAUAUAUAUAUAUAUAUAUAUAUAUAUAUAUAUAUAUAUAUAUAUAUAUAUAUAUAUAUAUAU
Hydra vulgaris (swiftwater hydra) is the source of this 1607-nucleotide messenger RNA. The record is from RefSeq and is a predicted model, not a curated record. Lineage: Eukaryota; Metazoa; Cnidaria; Hydrozoa; Anthoathecata; Hydridae.